Westerdykella ornata is the source of this 2613-nucleotide messenger RNA. RefSeq lists its product as uncharacterized. The coding region runs from base 1 to 2613 and encodes 870 amino acids. The transcript has a single exon. Lineage: Eukaryota; Fungi; Ascomycota; Dothideomycetes; Pleosporales; Sporormiaceae. The record is from RefSeq and is a predicted model, not a curated record.
AUGUCCAGCGCUGCAGCAGCACCUUCAACAGCGGCCAUGCACAACGGAAGAGCGAGCGCGAGCGCUUUUGACUGUAUGGAUGGGGGCAUCGAACCCGGAGCCGACUUCUUCGAGGGGAGCAGCAGUUCUAGUGAGGGCGAGGAGGAAGAGGGCGAAGAUCGACGCCGAACCAAAGGCGAGAAGGAGCAGAAAAAGGACACUCAUAGUGGGAUGGAGGAUGCUGAUGAAGAUGCUUGGGAAUUCUCUUCAUCGGCCUCAUCAAUAUCCGUUCAUGGAACCGGCAAAGCGAAUUCCGGGCUAGGCAUCAAUCUCGACGCAAAAGAACGCAAGACGGUGACGGGAAAUGGCUUGCUCCUAAUGAAGUGGAGAUCUGGCGAAUCCGGAGAAGGCCAGGUACUCCACCGAGUUGGUGAGUCGUCUACCGCAGAUGUGGACAUGGACGCAGAGGAGGACGAAGAAGAGGAUGGCCUGAGUGAAGAGGAAGAGCGCAAAGGCAGGCCUUCGACGCGUCGCCCGCCUACUGAGGCCCCCGCAAAUAGCAAGGACAACAACAGUAAUGACAAGGGAAAUGGCAAGCCCAGACAAGCGCGGCAGAUGAGCCUUCGGCGACUCGCACCCGGCAGUCGAGAAGGAGUCCGCCUGGUGCAUAACCAUGGCUCGCACUCCCGUUCAGGUUCUGCUUCGGUGUCAAGAACACCGAGAGACUCGCUCGUCAGUGCAGGAGAUGCGGCCGACCAGCAGUGUGGACAAGGCCAUCACCGUAAUUAUUCAUUCCCCACUUCAAUACCAUCCCUCUCGGCGGUCUCGCUCAGAGGCUCAGCGGAAUCAUCAACGCUGGAGAAACUUCCUGCGGCCCAAACACGGCAUCGAAGCGACACAAACGACAGUUUGAACGCAGUUCUGCAGACUCAUGCAAUGACGAUGCGGGCGUUGGAGUCAUGGUCCCCAACCGCUUCCUAUGCUCCCGUGCCCGAUUCUCCAGAACGAACGAAAUGUGCUAGGGCUACCCUGGGGUUCUCUGGCGAUCAGGUAUUGUCUCCCUUGACAAGGGGAGGCAGUCUCUCUGCUUCCCGACACAUCCACAUCCCGCCUAUUCUCCCUACAAGACCCCGACAUCAUCCUCAUUCCAGAAGAGCAGCGAGUGACGAGCCGACUCGGUACAACUAUGAUGUUCGUGACAACGAAGAAUACUCCGAUGUUGAAGAGGGAUAUAGUGACCGUGACGAUGCAAACCGCCCGCCGCAUCUCCCCCCGCACUUCGUACGCACGCCGUACCCCCUUACGCCGAAGAAAGAGUUCCCUCGCCCCAACACCCGCCCGCGGCGCCAUUCGUUGCAUGAUGCGAGCGAGGGCGAAGAAGGACGCCUGGUCAGACAUGCACGCCCCGCCGGAGACCACCAUGUGCGCACAGGAACAGAUGAGGAGAACUACUCGGAUCAGCAGCUCAAAGGCAGCCUGGUGGUUGGGCUUGUGCCGUCGACGAGCGACAAAUGGAGCGUUAAAGGGAAACAGGUACUUGGACUGGAGCUUGGAGAUGAUGAGGGGAGGUAUGUACGAAGUGGAGGGGCAGGGGGAAGGUGGCCAGUAAGGAGGACCCAGAGUGAGAAGGUCAGACGAGGUGGGAAUGGGAGAAUUGGAGGAGGUGUUGGCCGUGAAGGAGGAGUCAAUAGUGGUGGCAAACCUCUCUUCCCAAUCCCACAUUCCGGGACGGCGGGAGGGAGCGAUGGAGUGAUGGGUGCAACGCAUGGAGUCAUUGGCAUCAAAGAGCUGGGCGUCGUACGCAACGACGACACGAGCAAGCACGUGGUAUACAUCAGCCUACGACACCGAGGGUGCGAGGACGGCAUUUCAAAACGGCUGGAGCGACUUGAGAUACCAAGAAACCUAACUGCCACCACGGCUACACACUAUCCCUGGCGAGGCGAGGGAACCAAGGGCGCAGAGAAGAAUCCCCGGGGAGCGAGUAAACUGGUGUCAAAGACCACAACGUGCGAUUUCGACGACGCAUUCUUCGCUGAGCACCUACAUCUCGCAUAUCGCCACCUUGCAGGAUCUUGGUUCAGACGCGCACUCAGCGCAAGGAAGCUUAGCUAUAUCCAACUUGCCCGAGUGGAUAUCUGGAAUUGCGGAGCCUCGCCCUCGGCGGCCUGUACCCCUGAGCGCAACUCUAGAACCAGCACAGCUUCCUCCACUGGUUUGCUCAUGGCCGUCCAAGUCCGCAGCGGAGGAACAAGCGGUGUUGGCAAUGAUGACGAGGCCAACAGCUUUGACAUUGAUGCCUCGAAUCCGUUCACCGAGGAGAAGCUGUGGGAUCUGUGGCGCCAUCCGCAGGAUGGGAAAGGGAGAUAUACGUGGGUGCACUGGGCGAGGCGGAUAGCGGCCAUGAACCCAGGGUUACUGGGCGUGGAGAGCGAAAAAGACUUGUCCUCCUCAUCCCCGCCAACCGGAACCUCCACCCUUACCGUCCAACUUACCCACGCCUUUUCCAUCCUCCGUCUCUUGGUCGCGCUUUCUGUCAUGAUCGCCUUGACCGUCGCAGCGGCCGUGCUCUGGAUCUUCCUUGGGACGAGCGGUUGGCGUGGUCUUCAGGCUGGGGGAAGGGGGAGAGAGUAG